This is a messenger RNA of Aethalodelphis obliquidens (Pacific white-sided dolphin), 3308 nucleotides long. RefSeq names its product chromosome unknown C1orf159 homolog (gene CUNH1orf159). The record is from RefSeq and is a predicted model, not a curated record. The transcript has 12 exons. Bases 1103 to 2224 code for a protein of 373 amino acids. NCBI's taxonomy places the organism in Eukaryota, Metazoa, Chordata, Mammalia, Artiodactyla, Delphinidae.
CCGCGGCAUGUGGGAUCCUCCUGGACCGGGGCACGAACCCGUGUCCCCUGCAUCAGCAGGCGGACUCCCAACCACUGCGCCACCAGGGAAGCCCAAGAGCAGGUGUUUUUAAUGGGGGGACUUGACGUGGGGGGCGGCGUCUGCUCCAUCAGCCUGGACUAAAGGCAGCACAGAGCGAAUGGCAGGACAGACCCCAGCCCGGGACCCCCAGGCCCUGGGCCAGUGGGCGGAGGGGCUUCUCGCCCCCCAGCCCCAAGCGCGCCCUCUGUGGAACCUGAACCAGCCCCCCUCACGUGCAGCUCCACCCUGCAGCUGUUUUUGUUAAGAAAAAAGUGUUUUUAGAGGUGACUUUUAUGUGUUUGGGACAGAUUAUAAUUGUAGUUCCCACCUUUCAGAAUAAAAACCCGACUCACGAUUUACUUCCGGGGUUGUGCAGGCCGGUGUGUUUCCCCGGUUACGUUAGAAGUGUGGCACCGUGAGCGCUGAAUCGCGUGGGCUGUCGCGUUUCGUGUGGUUUUAGCGUUAGGACGUUUACUUGCAGUCUGUUUGCUCUCUGGAUCCAUCACCCGCCAGAGGCACCUGCACCCAGUACUGCCUGUGUCACGGCUUUUAGUGCCCCAGCUGGGUGUUUUCCACACACCCUCCCGUGAUGACAACAGGGCCAACGGCACAAAACUGUUAAGACCGAGGGGUCCUGACCAGCCUGGCCGCCCCAGAGGCACCCUUGCCAUUCCGUCUCUGGGUGAAAAUACUGGAAAUCGAAUUCGGGUCUUAUGAGGACAGGAUGAGAUGGCGGGUGGGAGGGCCGUCCGAGCUCUGGGGCAGGACUGGCUCACCCAGACCCUCUCUGCUCAGUCCUUCUUCCUGGAAGCAGCAGCAAACGGUGGGAAACUGGCGGAGGAGGGAGUGAGUCCAUCAGAUCCUGAUCCGGGUGGGCCGAGCCGUGGGGGUUCCUGACGAAAAGUCCAGUUGGACCCCGAGCCCCGGGCGUGGUUUGGCUGCGCUUGGCCAGCAGCACGGCCUCACCUAUCCACCUCGAUUUGCAGGCCCCGGACCGAGGGUCUGCCGGCCUCCAGGAGGGCCAGACCCUGAGCUCCGGGACAUGGCGCUCCAGCGCGCCGUCCUCCUGGCCAGCCUCCUGGUGGAAGUUGCCAGUAGAUCCUCAGGAAGUGCGAGCUGCCCCCACUGGCACUGGCCACAGCUAGUGGGGCGGACAGAGACGCCCACUUCAGGCUCAGACUCGGCCAGGUCAUGGCUCUCCCAAGCCGGUGACACAGGUGUGCCAGGCUGUGGUUUCUGGAGGUGCCCGGCCAUGUGUGCACACACCCAGCUGCUCGUCCUCCAGGAUGGUCCCAGCCCAACACUUCGGUUGUUGGUUCAGUCACCAAACGCUCGCCGGACACCAAGUGCUGUCCCAGGGAGCGUCUGUGCGGUGUGGCCGUGCGUCCUCACCUUGCUCUGGGUCAGCGAGGCACAGUCACCGGACGCUGACUACAAGAGGCCAGAGCCCCAGGGCCAGCAGCCCAAGUGUUGUGUGGACGUGGUGGACACCAACGCCACCUGCCCAGGCACUAACCUGUGUGGCCCAGGCUGCUACGGGCACCGGGCCGAGGACGGGACCGUCAGCUGCAUCCGCUGCAGGAACGGGACUCACAACAGCUCCGAGUGCAGAGGCUUCGCUGCCUGGGGCGCGCACUUCCCCAUGAACAGGAGCACGGGGAUGCCUGGGCGGCCGAGUUUUGGGGGCCCCCAGGUGGCAGCCUCCCUCUUCCUGGGGACGUUUCUCAUCAGCUCGGGCCUCAUCCUCUCCGUGGCUGCAUUCUUCUACCUCAAGCGUGCCAGUAAGCUGCCUGACGUCUUCUAUGGAAGAAACAAAGCCCCCAGCCUGCAGCCUGGCGAAGCUGCCGCGAUGAUUCCCCCACCUCCGUCCUCAGACCGUGUUCCUGCCACCGUGUGGAGGUCUGGAAUGGGGACAGGUGAGGACAUCCUCCUCCUUGGGGACAGAGAAGUCCCUCGGUCAAGGCGGGAUCUGCCCUGUCCAGUGAGACACUUGUCUGAUCUCUCCAAAGCAGCGCCAUGUCCAAGCACAAGUGCGGAAGCCGCGCUACGUCCGGCGCGAGCGGCCCUCGGACAGGGACGUGGGCCCCACUGCCGUCUCUUCCGUGGAGGCCCGGGUGAGCAACGUCUGAUCCCGCGGCCCAUCCACAGCCCCGCGUGCUGCUGAGGGGGGGCCCACACGAAGGCUGGGCGCUGCCCAGCGAGGCCUCAGGACAGGCCUGCACACGGCCCUGGCUCGUCCCUCUCUAGCCACAGAUGUGGAGUGAGAGCCACCUGCCCGCAGGCCUUCCUCAGAGCACACAGCCGCUCAGCGUGACUGACCCGGGGCAGCACUCCAGCCUCUGGCCCUGAGCCGGGCCAGGGAACCAGGCCGCGUGGGGUCCAGGCUCCUCGGGAGAGACGACCUGCAGGACCCGGGUGCCCCUCCACCUUGGAGCCCAUGGUGGGCAGACCCCCCGCACCCCCUCUGAGAGCAGUGAGGCCGAGGCCUUUGCGGGGUCCGGCCGCAUCCACACACAGGCAGUUUGGGGCCUGCAAACCGGCCCCCGGGCUCAGGCGCCCGCAGGGCUGUCCUGCACGGCCACAGCUGCCCACUUCCAGGCGCUGCAGGAGUGAGUCACCUGGCCUUCUGCUGACUCUUACUUGUGCUUAAGCAGAAAGCACUUUGCAUAGAAGUCCAAGAGGCACGCUGCCGUCGUCUGCACCCCGCCUGGGCCCCAGGCACUUGAGGUCCUCAUCCGCCUUGGGAUGGACACUGGCCCGAAGCUGCUGGAGGUCGAGACCCCCCAGGGACGUGUCAACCCGGGGCCACGUUUACCUGUGACUGCCGCCUGGACUGGCUGUCUCGCUGGACCUGCCGAGGGCCGCCCUGGCCAGCAGUCCUGUCCCGCUGCCCCUGCCCCGAGGUAGCAGCCCGUGUUCCCUGCCUCGGCCGGUUGCGGAGGGACGGCUCUGGGUUCCUGUGGAAAUGGGGGAGCGUCGGGGUGCCCACUGAGCACGGGCAGGGUGCUGCCUGGCCUCCCCAGAGCCUCCACGGGGACUGACGUUUUCUCCUCCGGUGUCUGGUCCAUGUCCGCGGGGCCCACGGCAGGGCCUGUGUGGCCAGCCUCCUGCUUUCUGCACUGGGAUUCCCACUGCGGUGUUUGUGGUUUAUGGACACAAGCUCGGUCGCCAGGACAUGAACGAUGACUGACCGGCAGCUGAGAGGGGCGGCCACCUGAAAUCAGCGUCAAUAAACCACUCAGGCCCUU